AUGCCCGUCAUCGACGCCUUUGUCACCAUGGGCUCGAUGGACAACGAUCUCACCCCUUCGGCGCCCGCACAGACGUUUGCGCACAUGCAGGACCAGUCCUACCCGCUCGGCACAAGAAGGCGCAGCGCACAUGCCCUCGCCAGCCUCGACGAGCCGCCGCACAUCUCCUCGGCCAAGCCUGAUCCCAGCCUCGAUACCGCGCCAGCACCCGCCUUCUCCAAGUUCACGCUCUACGAAGUCGGCAAGGUCGAGGGCAUCACGCCACCCACACAUGCUGCCGUCUCGGCCGUCGGCACUUCACCCAUCGAAGUCAGCAGCGUCGUCGCCGCCGGCCUCGAGAUGGGCCUCGGCGUCAGCCUCGCCUCCUCGGCUCUCAUGACCCACAUACCCGGCGCACAAGCAGCAGCGCUCUCCGGCCUCGCCGAGCCCCGCUACAAUCGCUCCCACCACACCACAUUCGAAGCCUCAUCGCUUGCCUCGUACGAAACCGCCGCCAACGACUUGCCAACCCCGCUCCAGUUCGACGGCGCCCAAACCACCUCGGCCGCGGUCAGUCUUCCGUAUCGAUCUCGCUCGCCGCACUCCUCCGACUUCACCGCCGACGGCCCCGAAGGCGAUCUGCACCGCAGGCGCACCACGGGGACGCGCCAGUCCAGGCACCCUGGAGAGCCCAUGAGGCAUGGUCGACACCACCGCGCAGACACCCACGAUCCCAUCAUCGCAGCUCCCCCGCCACCUGCCAUUGCCGCCGAGAUCGAAAAGCAGCAGUACUACCAGAACAACUACAUUGCCCUUCGCAACGAGGCCAAAAUCCUGACGCACGGCCUGCCCAACAGCUUCAACAUCGACGCGCCCCUCUCCGCCACCACCAGCAUCGAGCGCGAGCCUUCGCUCGGCAGCCGCAGCAGCACACACGCCCACGCCUCGUUCGGCGGCAGCACACAGCUCGAGACUCCCUCGUUGGGCGACAAGGCGCUGCUCUCACCAGACUCGCAGCAUCCGCUUUCUGGCAAUCCCUUCAACAUGAAUCCGUUUGCAACCACCACCUCGUCCAGCCCCGUCCAGGAUGCGGCUGCGCGCCAUCCCGAAAACGCCGGCUGGAAGUCGUUCCGACAGGGCCCGGCGGCGGGCGCCCAUGGUCCCACUCAGGCGGCACUCAUGGGCUUGGGAGGCGGCAGCCACUUUGGGCCCGGUGUCCGUGCCAAGGUGUCCGAGGUGCUGCCUCACCUCGUCUCGAGCAUCCCGCUUUCUGGCGAGGAGGGCGAGACCAUCACGAUUGCCGAGUACGGCAGCCUCAACACGCGCUCCAUCAACCUCAUGCAGCCCAUCAUCUCGGCCUUUGUCGACAAGGCACACGCCGACACGCCGCGGCGCGAGGCGGCCAAGGGCGAAGACGACAGCAACUACUUUCCGGGUCUGGAUGGCGCCGCAUCGCUGCGCAGCAUCCUCGGCAUGGAUGCAUCCGACGACUUUCCGUGCAAGGUCAACUUUUCCAUCAUCCACGAGGAUUCGCCCCAGGCCGACUUCCGUCCGCUCUCGCAGAUGCUCGAUUCGAAUCCAGAGUCGUACCUGCAUCCGCAGUGGCAGGCCACGCACGAGCCGCCGCUGCACAACUCGAUCUUUCCGAGCUUCGUUUCGAGACCGUUCGCCUCGCGCAUCGCUCCGCCGUCGACGCUGCAUCUGGGCAUCAGUCUGAUGGAUCUGCACUGGUCGCACACGCCUAGGAAUCCGACGGUGUCGCUCUCAACCUCGGCACAUGCCGAGCUCGCCGCGUUCCUCACCGCUCGCGCUCACGAGUUCCGUCAAGGCGGUGUGAUCGUCAUGGCGUACAUUGCGCGGUCCGAGGACAGCAACAUGGUUCUGCCCGACCGACCUCGGUCGACGGUCCACGGCAUGGGCUCGGCCGAUUUGGAACGCACCACGGCUGCGAUCGCCGGCGUCAAUGGCGACGGCGAUGCACUGGAGCGUGCGGCCAACUCGCCGGCCAUGGCGAUGCUGCGCAAGGAGCGUCGUCGUUCCAACUCGUCGCCGAAUCGGCCGUCUAGCCUGGGCAACGGUGCGGCGGCCGAGAGCCCAGCUUCGGACAUCUGGACGACGCUCACCAACACGCUUGCGCCGUGCCUGCAGCGACUGGUGUCGUGCGGCAUGCUCAAGAGCGACGUGGCGCGCCAUCUGUUGAGCCUGCCCAUGCACGCACGCACGCCGCGCCAGACGCGCAACGUGCUCAAGUCGGUCAGGCACCUCUGGCGUGUCGAGUGGAGCUGCGGACUGGGCGACGAGCCGAUCUCGGCGGAUGCGGCGCCGACGCUCGCCAGCGAGGCCGAGCCGCUCCGACUGCCGCAUCCUGCGUGGAAGGCGCUGCAGGCCGGAACGCUCUCGCGCGUCGCCUUCGCCGAACACAUGAUCCAGCUGUUCAAGAACCUCUACGAGUCGCACUUCCGCGCCAUCCUGCGCGAGAAGGGCAAGCUGAGCAAGGGCGCCGUCGAGUUCGUCCUCGACUCGCUCUGGGACGUCCUCCAGUCGCGCAUCGACGAUCAGGAACCUUGCCCCAUCGCAGAGUGCGAACUCGAGGUCCAGGUCGUCGCUCUCCGCCGCAUCUGA
This is a messenger RNA of Moesziomyces antarcticus, 2601 nucleotides long. RefSeq lists its product as uncharacterized. Gene Ontology annotation, biological process: methylation. The transcript has a single exon. Gene Ontology annotation, molecular function: S-adenosylmethionine-dependent methyltransferase activity. The record is from RefSeq and is a predicted model, not a curated record. NCBI's taxonomy places the organism in Eukaryota, Fungi, Basidiomycota, Ustilaginomycetes, Ustilaginales, Ustilaginaceae. Bases 1 to 2601 code for a protein of 866 amino acids.